Molecule: messenger RNA, 369 nt
Organism: Saccostrea echinata
Lineage: Eukaryota; Metazoa; Mollusca; Bivalvia; Ostreida; Ostreidae
Product: fucolectin-1-like
Exons: 3
Coding region: 1-369 (122 amino acids)
Source: RefSeq, a predicted model, not a curated record
AUGCCGCCAACGCAAUCGUCAACUCAUUCAGAUAGCGGACCGGAAAAGGCCGUAGACGGAAUUAGAAACACGGAUUUGAUUGAUGGUGUGUCCUGCACUCACACUGUAGCCGAUUCCUAUUCUUGGUGGUUGGUUGAUCUUCUGAAGGAAUAUUACAUCAUUUCCGAGAGAAUGCUAAACCGUGGACCGGACAGAUCUGGAAUUGAUACGUCGGAUCGUCUUCGUAAUGUUACCAUCACUACGAGAGUGCACCCAAACUAUACUUCCAUAUUUUGUGGCUUCUAUGCUGGACCAGGAAAACCCUCUGAACUGGUUAGGGUUGAUUGUCCACCCUUCACUAGAGGACGUUACGUCCAGAUUAACUUAUAA